Molecule: messenger RNA, 7428 nt
Organism: Calypte anna (Anna's hummingbird)
Lineage: Eukaryota; Metazoa; Chordata; Aves; Apodiformes; Trochilidae
Gene: MYLK4
Product: myosin light chain kinase family member 4
Exons: 14
Coding region: 231-2333 (700 amino acids)
Biological process (GO): protein phosphorylation; positive regulation of apoptotic process; intracellular signal transduction
Cellular component (GO): nucleus; cytoplasm
Molecular function (GO): protein serine/threonine kinase activity; ATP binding
Source: RefSeq, a predicted model, not a curated record
GUAUAAUAUAUAUAUAAAAGAAUCAAUCAGGGGCAUUUUUCUUCCUAAAUAAUUUGCGUCUCUUUCCUCUGUUUUAGUCAAAUAUAUGAGAGUAGUUUAUAAAUUAGUUGAGCUGGAGUUGCCAAACUUGGCUGUACAUCUGAGCAGUCUGGAUGGGAAGUUUUUGCAACUGAUAUUGUCCUCAAGCAGCUGAUCAUCCGAGCAUUUCCUUCCCCUGGCCAACCAGCAAAAUGACCACAUCCAGCAGUCAGAGCUUUUCUUUGUCUGUGGUCAACAACUUGGCCAAAAUAUUUGACCCAAACGCUUUGGAAAACCAAGGGCCUGAUGAUGGAAUGGAAUCCCUCCAAAUUCUUCAUGUUGCAAGCAGUGGUAUGAGCACAUCUGAAGGUUUUGCCAUGAUGGAUAUGAAGUUUGCUUCCCUUGAACAGAAAAUAGAUAGGCUGUUGAUUCUGCAAGACAGUGUCCUUAAGAAGCUUAACAGCGUUUCCCAAGAAGUCUGUUGCAUUGAAAAAGACAUGGAGAGCAUAAAGGCAGAAACAUCUGAGCCUCAAUCAAGAAUGGGAAGAAACAAAACCCAGAAAAGUAAUGAUAUGAAGAAGCUUUGCCUUAAAGUGGAAAAAUCUCUUUCUAAUAUAAACAAGAAUGCAAGGCAGCAGGUGAAAAGACUAGAUGGACUGGAACAAAGUGUUUCUGGACUACAGAAACUUUUAGGGCCUCUGAUUGAGAAGGUUAAAGCAUUAUUAAUUCUUGAUUCAAGUGUAAAACACCAUGUUAAAAAACGUAAACUUUGCAAGGCACGAGAUUAUAGAAAAGGAACUGGACAACUUUUUAGGAUGCACGUUUUCUCGGAGAAAACAGCUGAUAACCUGCUUAAGAAGAAAAGAGAAAAGGUCAUUCAAGAAAAGGCACAUUUGAGUGAAACAGAAACAGAAGAAACUGGGCCAGCAGAUUCAACAGAGGAUGCCAUCCAGAAGAGCCAGUCCUGCUCUGAGGAAGAAGAAGUUGAUAAACUCAACAAGGAAAAUGCUGAGAGGGAAAGUCCUGUUCUGCUUCAAAUUGAUACUCCUGAAUUUUUUGCUGAAGAGCCAGAGGAGAAAGAAGAAAGGAGCAGCUCUGUUCAGGAAUCCUUUACUACAGAAAAUCAGCAAGAAGAAUAUACUGCUAAUGAUGCUUGUCAAAGGAUAACUGAGCAGGAGAUAGAGAGUAAGUCCCCAACAGAUGAGAAGAGGAAGGAGGAACAUCAAGUGUCUGGAGAGGAAAGACAAGAGGAGAGGGAGAAUGGAGGGGAGGCAAGUGCUGAAAAAAGUGAUCAAGUUGUUGAGGAACCACCAGCUCCUUCCCAAAAUGAAGAGGAAGCAGUACAAAGUGAUGAUGAAGAGGUUCCAGAGGGCAGGUGUAAAGGCUGUGAAAAAGAUGGUAGCCCUACUCCACCAGCACCAUUUGAUCACCGGAUUGUCUCAGCCAAAAGGGUGGAGAUCAGCAAUUAUUAUAAUGUCAAUGAGAAUGAACUCCUGGGAGGAGGGCGUUUUGGUCAAGUGCACAAAUGUGAAGAGAAGGCAACAGGUCUCAAGCUAGCAGCCAAAAUUAUAAAAGCCAAAGGUCCGAAACAGAAGGAUGAAGUGAAGAAUGAAAUCAAUAUUAUGAACCAGCUGAAUCAUGUGAACCUCAUCCAACUGUAUGAUGCCUUUGAAUCAAAAUAUAACAUUGUCCUGGUCAUGGAAUAUGUGGAAGGAGGAGAGUUAUUUGAAAGAAUUAUUGAUGAAAACUACAAUUUGACAGAGAUGGAUACUAUCUUAUUCAUAAAACAGAUCUGCGAGGGAAUUCAGUACAUGCACCAAAUGUACAUUCUUCAUUUGGAUCUCAAGCCUGAGAAUAUCCUGUGUGUAAACCGAGCAACAAAUAAAAUAAAAAUUAUUGAUUUUGGAUUGGCAAGAAGGUAUAAACCCAGGGAAAAACUUCGAGUUAACUUUGGUACUCCAGAAUUUCUUGCUCCUGAAGUUGUGAAUUAUGACUUUGUCUCCUUUUCUACAGACAUGUGGAGUCUAGGAGUCAUUACUUUUAUGCUCCUCAGUGGAUUGUCUCCUUUUUUGGGUGAUGAUGACAAUGAGACCCUCAACAAUAUCCUGUCCUGUAGCUGGGAUUUUGAAGACGAGGAAUUUCGAGAUGUUUCUGAUCAGGCCAAAGAUUUCAUCUCAAAGCUUCUCAUCAAGGAAAAAUGCUGGAGAAUAAGUGCAUCUGCUGCCUUAAAACACCCAUGGUUAUCAGACCACAAGCUCCACUGCAGACUUCAGAGGGACGCCAAAGCUGUGUCCAAAGCAUCCCCAGCUCAAUAACCUCUCCGAAGGAACUGCCAAACAGAAGAAAAGCUGCUGUGUGGUUACUGCUGCUAAGAGAAUCAAAAAUAUCAGCAGUCUUGGUGCUUUACCCCCCUGCCAUGAACCGAGACUUCUAAAUGGACCAACAGCGCUUUAGCUGCAGGACAAGUUCCAGCAUUGCUGAGCUGCUUCUUCUCUGUUCAGCUGUUGAAAGAAGGAAAGUAUUUCUCCAGGUUGCAGGAAGGUGUUUCUUCUGGAACACCAUUUUCUCCAUGUCUGGGAAUGCUACAUUAGCUUGGAUUCAUAACGAAUAUUUCUCUGUCUUGUCUUAUACCCUCAUUUACUUAUCAAAAGCUCCUUAGGGUUCAAAUUAUCAGGUUAAAUUGACUGUUACUCAUCUCAGCCCAGAGGACAGUCUGUCACUGUGUUAUAUUUGCAAGGUUGAUUUGACACUGGAGUCAAAUAAUUUUAUUUUUUUUAAACAACAGCCAAUUUAAAGCUGCCUUAUGUAGAAAAUUUGAAGUUUGUUUUUCCUGUCACACUAAAAUGAGCUAAGGAUUAACUCAACCAAAGGUAGUCAUGUUAAUGUAACACCAGUGGGAGUGAAAAAUGAAGCUUUCCUUGCACAUAGGUGAAUUUGCUGCAACUGUGAUAUGAUGCAUUUUAGGAUUUUUUAGCCUGAUGAAUUACUGUUCAUUUUAAAUACACCUGGAUUAAUUAAGCAAGAAAGAAAACAAGGCACUAUUCAUUUGUACCCGUGCAGUCUCUGUUUCACAAUAUACAAGUAUAAUUCGGAAAUAUUUUAACAGAGUGAUUUUAUACCAGCUAAUUUGUUUAAUGCUAAUAGGACUGAUUGAGACCCUUGGCAAAGAGUCAGUCCUCUGCUCACUAUAACCUCCAGGAACAGGCCCAAAUGAAAAUCUGUUUUUCUCAAGUUUUCUUAUCUUGCUUCCAACCCUUUCUGAUUCUGAACUAGAUGAAACCCUGUAAGUGGGAAUGGCUGAAUUCUUUGCCCAAGAUUGUUUGAGUGUGGCUCAUUGUUAAAUGAAUCUGAGUCUUACUUGCACCUUGUCUGUGAGGUUACAAUAAUGAGACAUACUCCCUGCUGUAUAGGGCUUUCUGACUGCUUGGUUUCAGAACUAUAUAAAUGCAAAGUAUAUUGAGCGUUUUUUUCAGUGAUGCUGACAUAUUCUGGUGCCUUCAGAUUUUCUUUGGUUAAUCUAGUUCUGAUCAAACUGCACCCUAACAUAGCUAUCUCUAAGUAUUUAUCUAUACAUUUCAUGUAUAUUUGUAUUUAAAUGAUAUCUUUUUUUUUUUUUUUUUUUUUUUUUUUUGUGGGAUCAACAUAAAGAUGUAACAGUAUUAUUCAUCACUACCCAGUGAAUUGUUUUUCAUACCUUUGUCCUUUCUGGGUAGCAUUCAUAUGGAAAUAAAAGGGGCUCUUUAAUGGGAUGACCAUGACAUUCUGUACAGCCAGCUUGAUCCAACGUUUAAAGCCAUUGUAGUAGAUCUUUUAUGACUACUCCUGUAAAUGAAUAGGGCUCCUUACAGAUGUGAAACCUAAAAAAUACUGAUUUGCUGUACUAGUUGUUGCAAGUCUAUAAGACCCAUAUCUACUAUCACACAAUGGUUCACCACAUAACUCUGAUACCAUGUAGAGUACUGCCACCUUCAAAUCCUUAUCUGUAGUCUUAACUAAAGUAAAAUUUUACUAAAGUUUCUUUGGGAGAAAACUAAGCAGUCUCAAAGCAAGAAAACAAGCAUAUGACUUUUAGAUAGAAACUAGGCUGCUUAUUUUUAGUCAUUUUUUGUGUUUCUGUGCAAAAUAAAUAGAAAAGCUACCUUUCUGUUUGUACUGGAGUUCCCACUCCUGUUCUGACUACCUUCAAGGUGUUGUAGGUAUUGUACAGUAAACAACUAAACGAUCAGACAGAAAUGCAGCAGACCACUUUGGAAUGACAAGAUCUCAUCAUGCACUUUAGUGCCAGUAUUGUAGAACUGAGUUGGGAGUUCUGUUUUUCCUGUGGUAGAUUUAUAUGGGUAUGAAUAAAUUGCAUGUCAUUUUGAAUCUUAUUAACUCUACUAAAGUAACAGUGUGACUACAGUCUUAUCUGCUUUGUUGCUCAGUUGAAUUAAGUAGAUUAAUCAUUUGUGGAUACAUACAUACACCUGAGUAUUCAUUGUGAGCUUAAUGCCACAAAGAUCAGCCCUGUGUGUGUUGCACUGUGUCAGACAAAAAUCCUCUAUGAGCUGUGGGAGAAUGGGCCACUGUUAUGCACAUCAGCAGAGUUCAUCUGUACAGCACUCUAUCAGAAAUACACACACAGAGGAAUUACAAGGGAGGGUGGAGGAGCUUGCCAUAUUUCACACACUUUGGGGGCCCGGCUCUUUCAGGAGGUGUGAGCUGAAGAGAGGGCACCUCACUAACCCCUUGCUUGUGCAACAGGGCAGUGUGCUCAGAUGCUCAUGGGAUGUAAUUGUUUUUUUACUAAUACUGAUAAUGAUGGUUACACUCUUCUCUGUCAGUUGCCUCACUUUUUCCUCCUUGGAGCAAAUCCUGUAGUGGGGUUGAGGUUGAGGAGGGGACAGAUGGAGGAGAUUGGACUGAGCAAGUCUUGACAGUGACUGAAGGUGUCAUUUGGUACCCAGUGGUCAGCACAAGAUUGGACCUGCAGGCAUCUGGCAGAGGAGGAAAAAACUCCUAAGCAUACUUCUUGUUAUUGCCCCAUAGACUCAAGAUCUGCAGCCCCAGGUCAAAAGGAAGACACAUCACUGAGGUCAUUAUCAUUAUUAAGGAUAAAAAAAUUACACUGCUGUGGAAUUAUCACUGCUAUCCUUAGUGGUGUGCCUGAGAAAAAUGUCUCCAGAGAUGCUUAUUUGUGUCUUUUUUUGGUUGUUGUGAUUUUAAAAAAAUAAUAACUUGACAUAGCUUCUUUUUUGGGGCGGUUUUCUAAUUCUGUCUCAUUGCACUUUGAGCAUCAUGCUGGGGUGUGUGUGUGUGUGUGUGUGUGUGUGUGUAUGUUUGAAAGUUUGGUUUUUGGUUCUGUUUUCCUUAAAUACAUUCUGUAAUGAUUAAUAGCUAGAGACUGUUAUAUUAAAUUAUUUGUUUUAACACGUUAUUUAUUUUCUACUAGGUAAUAGUAAGUUAACUAGGAUCUAACAAGUCAGCUGCAUCUCUGUGAGUUUGUUUAUCAUAAUGUUUGUUGCUUCUUGGUUUGUGCAAUUUAAUUUGCAAACUGAAUUGCUGUGCUUGCAACCAGAUUUGAGUGUGAAAGGCACUAUCCUAGCUGCUGGUACUCUAUUGAACUGCACAUCCACAGACAGUCAGAGAUACUGCAAAAGUGAUACAGAUAUAUCAAUUGUGGUGGCCUGAUAGAGUCUCAGGGUGCAGUAUUUGGUCUGCUAUACACUGUUGUAUUCUUCCUAACAUGUGAAAAUAAAAGGCCAUGUAAUGGGAAGGUAGUGAUUUAUACUAGGUGAUGAUUUGGCCCUCACAUUUGCACACAGGCUCCUUGCUGGACUUGAAAAAGGCAGAGGGCUUUCUCUUUAGAAAAGCAGCUCUAGCAGUAACAUUGCACAGGGGUUGUUCUGCAGGGAUGACCUGUGGGAAGUUACUCUUUUCAGUGGUCUCAUAUGUAACUGUACUCAGAAAAGCACGACUUCAUUUGUCAGGCACUGGAAGACAGCUCUCACCUGGUGCUUACAGGAAUUAGAAUGCUGUCAUUCACAUUUCUAUAGAUGCAGUGGAGAGACUGAGCUAGAGAAGAUCUCUGAGAGUUUUGCCCAAGAUACACCAAAGUAGCCUAACAUUAUCAUCCGGAUUAGAAGCAAAUUGAUUGGUUCAAGAUGGGACACCAGUGGCUUUACAACUCCUUUUACAUGUUGAACAUUUGAAAUGCUUAAAAAUACUGCAGAAAGAUGUUCAUGCUGUCCUAUCCAUGUUUGUAAGCACCUGCAGACAGUUGCUUUCCUGAGUACCCUCACAGCAUAAGCCAUUGGCAAACUGUGAUAAUACACUCUGGAGAUUACAAUAGAAGCUGCUUCUUAAUUUCUCUUUCAUAUUCCUUCUCAUCUUAGAAGCUGAAAAAAGGUAAAUCCAAAGCUAAAUUCUGCUAAAUUUAACUUGAUCCCAACCAGGAAUAACUGUCAGUCUCCAUAGAAUUAACUAAGGGGUUGGUCCACCUUUUUUUGAUGUGAGAGAGCCCACCACCCAAAAAAACCCCAACCAAACCAACCAACCAAACAAACCAAAUCUAUUUUGCACAAGUCUUGACCACUAAGAAUAAAAAGAAACUUAAUUUUUAGCAGCCAAGGAGUCAGGUUUUUUAAGCAGUGGCUAACUUAGUGCAGUAAGAAUCUAGGUAUUUUGGCAUCUUCAACUUAAUGCUGACAUUACCAAUCACUGAUAGACUGUUUUAGCAAAAUGGACCCCACCAGCAGGAGCUGAGAGAAAAGUGAGUGUUUGUCAGCUCUUCUCCACUGAUGAGGACCUGGAAACAUCCCAUGCCCUUCCCUGGCCCCACCAGUUAGCAGGACAAUUCUUAGCUUGUGGUCUCUUAGGAAGUGCUCAUGAUUGCAGUUUUACUUAGUGUCAAACCCACAGCAGUGAAGAAUGAACACUGGUGCUUCAAACUCCUUCCAGGAGGAUGCUGCAUCUUCGCAUCUGACUUAUAUGGUCACUAAGGGAUACUUGUCCUUGUGUCUUGUUUAAAUAAAACUAAACACUGCAUGAAUCCAUUUAGGAAUGUUAGACUGUUUCACCUUCCAUGAAGGCUUGGUAGCUGAACAACUAACUAACUGUUCAAAUCUUAGAUGAAGGCUGGUAGAGAUAAGGCUUUGUAAAUACAUUAUUUAGCUAUGUCCAUAGAGUUAGUGAUCACAUUUUGGGGCAGCAGAAUUAGUGUACCCCACGGCAACCUCCCUGGAAUUUAGAUGACAGGCAUGUGCAAACUGACUUACAAAAAACGUGGAUUUUCAUGUACCAUGUUGCUUUGGCUUGCAUAUCUGGUGUUGUAGAUUAACUCCUGUAUCUCUGGUAUGUGUUCCUUUGUGAAAAACAUGAAGCAAUCUUGUAAAAAGAUGACUGAGAAAUAAAUGCUGAUUUUGUUUACUC